AUGGUCGGAAGCAAGAAAAGGAAGGAUGAUGACCCAGGCAGAAAUCAGCACUCGAAUUGUCAACUAGAGAGCAGGUUUCAUUCUUACACUCCUAUGAACACGACUCCCAAGCAAGUCCUCAUGGAAGUUCGUGAUAAAAGGAUCUUGAAGUGGCCAAGCAAGAUGAAAGCCAACGCCGACAAAUGGGACAAGCGGAAGUACUACCACUACUACCGCGACCACGACUAUACCAUCGCCGACUGCUUCGAUCUCAAGGAAGAGAUCAAGUCCCUUAUUCGUGACGGACAUUUGAGGGAAUAUGUCUAUAGGAAAAGAGACGAAAGACCAGACCAGAGAGACGAGCAACAGGGUAACAAGGAUGAUGUUGAUGGUGGUAGCAGCACGGAGCAUCAUGUCAACUUUGCAUAUAAGCCUACCAAGGAACAGAGGCUGAAUCCCUGUGGUUUGACUUUUACGAAGGAAGAUGCUCGAGGAAUCCACCACCCGCAUGAUGAUGUACUGGUGGUGACCAUGACAAUGGUCAACCACAUGGUGCACCGCAUAUUGGUGGAUACCGACAACUUGGUUGCCAUCCUCUUCGCUGUUGCUUUCGACAAGAUGGGGAUCGAAAUGUCCCGGCUACGUCCCAUAGGAACUCCAUUGCUCGGGUUCGCAGGAGGUAGGGUUACCUCUGAGGGAAGUAUACUAUUGCCUGUGACCGUGUGA
Messenger RNA from Magnolia sinica, 705 nucleotides. RefSeq lists its product as uncharacterized. The coding region runs from base 1 to 705 and encodes 234 amino acids. The transcript has 2 exons. The record is from RefSeq and is a predicted model, not a curated record. Lineage: Eukaryota; Viridiplantae; Streptophyta; Magnoliopsida; Magnoliales; Magnoliaceae.